Messenger RNA from Andrographis paniculata, 487 nucleotides. Its product is annotated as membrin-11-like. Gene Ontology annotation, molecular function: SNARE binding; SNAP receptor activity. The transcript is spliced from 2 exons. Bases 62 to 487 code for a protein of 141 amino acids. The record is from RefSeq and is a predicted model, not a curated record. Gene Ontology annotation, cellular component: Golgi apparatus; ER to Golgi transport vesicle membrane; late endosome membrane. NCBI's taxonomy places the organism in Eukaryota, Viridiplantae, Streptophyta, Magnoliopsida, Lamiales, Acanthaceae. Gene Ontology annotation, biological process: vesicle fusion; vesicle-mediated transport.
AUUACAUUUCUGUCUUCAGAACUUCGCAAAAAGAUCCUCUCUCGGUUUCCGACGGGAGGCGAUGGCGGUGGAAAGUGGCGGAGGGGGUUUGUCGGAGUUGUACUCAAGCUCUAAGCGCUUAUCUAUUAAGAUCAGAGAUGAUUUGGAGAGGCUUGAACGCUUAGAAUACACAUCGUCGGCGUCGGCGUCGGCGUCUUCGCUCUCAUCAUCGAGCGCGGUUGUUGGAUCUUCCGAUGAUCAGGGGGCUGCAAUUCGAAGAGAUUUAAACCAGAUCCAGUCCAUUUGCGUUGAUAUGGAUCGACUCUGGCGUUCCAUCGCAUCCAAGCCGCAGCGUGAUCUCUGGAAAAGAAAAAUAGAACAAGUUAGCGAGGAGGCUGACUCAUUUAGAGCAAGUCUGGACAAAUACCAAUUAAGGCAACAGAAACGAAUACAAGAAGCACAAGAGAGAGCAGAAUUACUUGGAAGAGCUGUACUUUCCUUUUCUUGA